Triticum turgidum subsp. durum (durum wheat) is the source of this 1626-nucleotide messenger RNA. The record is from the annotation of a GenBank genome assembly. Lineage: Eukaryota; Viridiplantae; Streptophyta; Magnoliopsida; Poales; Poaceae.
AUGGGCCAAUGCUGCACAAACGGAGCCGGGCAGGCUGCCGCUGCCGACGCGGCGGCCGAGGCAGAGCCGCCGGCGCCCCCAAAGACGCCGCGCGGGGACAACGCACCGACCAACGAUGGCCCGGCUCCUGCUCCUGGCGCCGCCGAGGCCGAGCCCGCCUCUGCGGCAACCAAGGCGGACCCCAAUGCCAAGCCGCCGGGCCCCGUGGGCGAGGUGCUCGGGCGGCCCAUAGAGGACGUGCGCGCGACCUACACCAUCGGCGAGGAGCUCGGGCGCGGCCAGUUUGGCGUGACCUACCUGUGCACCCACACGGAGACGGGGGAGAAGCUGGCGUGCAAGACGAUCGCGAAGCGGAAGCUGUCGGGCGCGGAGGACGUGGAGGACGUCCGGCGCGAGGUGGAGAUCAUGCGCCACCUCUCCGGCCAGCCCAACAUCGUGGACCUCCGCGGCGCCUACGAGGACAAGCACAACGUGCACCUGGUGAUGGAGCUGUGCGCCGGCGGGGAGCUCUUCGACCGGAUCAUCGCCAAGGGGCACUACACGGAGCGCGCCGCCGCCUCGCUGCUCCGGUCCGUGGUCGGGACCGUGCACACCUUCCACUCCAUGGGGGUGAUGCACCGGGACCUCAAGCCGGAGAACUUCCUGAUGCUCAACCGGGACGAGUCGUCGCCCAUCAAGGCCACCGACUUCGGCCUCUCCGUCUUCUUCAAGGAAGGCGAGGUGUUCAAGGACAUCGUCGGCAGCGCCUACUACAUCGCCCCGGAGGUGCUCAAGCGCAAGUACGGCCACGAGGCCGACGUCUGGAGCAUGGGCGUCAUGCUCUACAUCUUCCUCUCCGGCGUCCCUCCCUUCUGGGCGGAGAAUGAGAACGCCAUCUUCACCGCCAUUCUGCGCGGUGAGGUCGACUUCGUCAGCGAGCCGUGGCCCAACAUCUCCCCCGGAGCCAAGGAUCUUGUCAGGAAGAUGCUCCAUAUCAACCCCAAGGACAGGCUUACGGCCACCCAAGUCCUCAACCACCCAUGGAUCAAGGAAGACGGAGACGCCCCCGACACGCCGCUCGACAACGUCGUUCUGGACAGGAUGAAGCAGUUCGUGGCCAUGAACCAGUUCAAGAAAGCCGCACUGAGAGUCAUUGCCGGGUGCCUGUCAGAGGAGGAGAUCAAGGGGCUCAAGGAGAUGUUCAAGAGCAUCGACAAGGACAACAGCGGCACCAUCACCCUCGAAGAGCUCAAGAACGGGCUGGCCAAGCAGGGCAACAAGUUUUCGGACCAUGAAAUUCAGCAACUGAUGGAAGCAGCCGAUGCCGACGGCAAUGGAUUGAUCGACUACGAGGAGUUCGUCACCGCGACGGUGCACAUGAACAGAAUGGACAGGGAAGAGCACCUCUACACCGCGUUCCAAUACUUCGACAAGGACAACAGUGGGUACAUCACAAAAGAAGAGCUGGAGCAGGCCUUACAAGAGCAGAAGUUGUUCGACGCCGAGGAAUUCAAGGAUGUCAUUGCCGAAGCCGAUUCCGACAACGAUGGGAGGAUAGACUAUUCAGAGUUCGUGGCGAUGAUGAGGAAAGGAACGGGCGGUGCGGAGCCAUCGAACCCGAAGAAGAGGCGAGACCUAGUCCUAUAG